AUGCAAAUUUUAAAGAUGGCGGCGGAGGGAGGAGGGAAGGAGAUGAACGAAAUUAAAACUCAGUUCACUACCCGAGAAGGUGCAUAUAAACUCCUAGCACACUCCGAAUACAGCCGUCCCAAUAGGGUGCCUUUCAAUUCACAAGGUUCUAACCCAGUUAAAGUCUCGUUUGUCAACGUCAACGACCAAUCUGGCAACGGCGACAGAAUCUGUUUCAAUGUGGGCCGGGAACUGUACUUCUACAUCUACAAAGGCGUCAGAAAGGCUGCAGACUUAAGUAAGCCAAUAGACAAGAGGAUAUACAAGGGAACGCAGCCCACCUGCCAUGACUUUAACCACCUUACUGCCACAGCUGAGAGUGUCUCUCUGCUAGUGGGCUUCUCGGCAGGACAGGUGCAGCUUAUUGACCCCAUCAAGAAGGAGACAAGCAAGCUCUUCAAUGAAGAAAGACUAAUAGAUAAAUCUAGAGUGACUUGUGUAAAAUGGGUGCCAGGCUCUGAGAGUCUCUUCCUUGUAGCUCAUUCCAGUGGAAACAUGUACUUGUAUAAUGUGGAGCAUACAUGUGGAACCACAGCCCCUCACUACCAGCUACUCAAGCAGGGUGAUAACUAUGCUGUUCACACGUGCAAGAGCAAGUCCACGCGCAACCCUCUACUCAAGUGGAUGGUAGGAGAAGGGGCAUUGAAUGAGUUUGCCUUUUCCCCCGAUGGGAAGUUUCUGGCUUGUGUAAGCCAGGAUGGCUUCCUUCGUGUGUUUAACUUUGAUGCGGUGGAGCUACAUGGGACCAUGAAAAGCUACUUUGGGGGGCUGCUUUGUGUGUGUUGGAGCCCGGACGGGAAGUACAUUGUUGCAGGUGGAGAGGACGAUUUAGUGACUGUGUGGUCAUUUGUGGAUUGUCGUGUCAUAGCCCGUGGUCACGGACACAAGUCAUGGGUGAGUGUGGUGGCAUUUGAUCACUACACCACUAGUGUGGAGGAGAGUGACCCCAUGGAGUUCAGUGGAAGUGACGAAGACUUCCAGGAACAGGUCCACUUUGGCCGUGAUCGGGCCAACAGCACGCAGUCACACCUCUCAAAGCGCAACUCCACAGACAGCAGGCCAGUUAGCGUGACUUACCGCUUUGGCUCAGUGGGGCAGGACACUCAGCUAUGCCUGUGGGACCUCACAGAGGACAUCCUGUUCCCCCACCUCCCCUUGUCUCGAACCAGAACCCAUACCAAUGUCAUGAACGCCACCAGUCCUCCAGCCACAGGAAGUGGAGGAAGCGGGAGUGGUGGCAGCGGUGGUGUAGGUGCCACUGUUAUCACGGCUGUCAACAACCCCAGCACGAACGGCAGCAACAACGGUGGGCCCAAUGCACCAGGGAACCCCCUCCCCAUGCCCCUGCCACGCUCCAACAGCUUACCGCACUCGGCAGCAGCCUCCACCGCCAAUAGCAAGAGCAGCGUGAUGGACAACGCCAUUGCCUCAGGUGUGAGCAAGUUUGCCACGCUGUCAUUGCAUGAUCGCAAAGAGCGCCACCACGAGAAGGACCACAAGCGCAACCACAGCAUGGGCCACAUCAGCAGCAAGAGCAGCGACAAGCUCAACCUGCUCGCCAAAACCAAAACGGACCCUGCCAAGACACUGGGCACACUGCUGUGCCCACGAAUGGAGGAUGUGCCCCUCCUUGAGCCGCUCAUCUGUAAAAAGAUAGCACACGAGAGACUCACUGUUCUCAUCUUUCUAGAGGACUGUAUAGUCACCGCUUGUCAGGAGGGAUUUAUUUGCACAUGGGCGAGGCCUGGCAAAGUGGGUUUAUUGUCAUCCCAAAACCAAGCCAACUCUCCCAGUGGAACAGUAGUAUAGCCACAAUCUUUCUGCUGCUAAGUACCCUGCAUCACACUGCUGUCAUGCAGAGAGCCCUGUGUUGCUCUUCACUUUUAUAGCGUUGCAUCUUUUAUUUCCCCCUUAUUCUCUCCUCUUUUUUUUUUUUUCUCCCCCCCCCCCCCUUUUCCAUUUCUUAAAUCUUUGUUUCUGGUCCCGUCACAUGGUCUACUCACACGGUGGACAUGCUAGCACUGUGCACAAAUGGAAACGUUGUGGUGCAAUGAUGAACUGUGGCCAUGGUGUCAUCAGUCUCUACUUUACUUUUUUUUUUCCUCUUUUUUUUUUUUCUUUUUUCCUUCUUUUUUUUUUAAGAGAAGUAUUUUUUUUUGUCAUUUUGUUUCUCAUAUGCAUUUCACUUUUGUUUUUACUUUUCUGAAUUUAGAACAUGGUUGUAGUGAGGAAAUCAGUUAAAGGUGGAAACCAGACAGCCUUUCAACAUGAUUAACCAAGGGGCUUCGGGCCAGAGGUUAAAACCAGGGGCAAAGUGAAUCCAAGGACUUGCUUCCACCCAGAUUCCUUUCCUAACAUUGUUCUUUCAUAUGGAAUAGAUUUUCCCCCAUUAAGAACUUUUGCACUGAUUUUAUUUUGGUUGUCUGUUUUGUAACUACUAUAAAGGAUUAAAAAAGACAAAAAAAGAAGAGAGGUUUGGGGAUGGCCUUGAUGCACUUGGCUUUAAUAUCCUCUGUCUUGAAAUUUGAAUCUGAAAAGCUGGAUGCUGCAAUCAUAGUUUUGUUUUGUUUUUUGUUUUUUAAGAAAAUUUGUUUGCACUUAAUAGUUUAUUAGAAGAGAAUGGCUUUACAUUUUUCUGUGCAAGGACUCACAGACCAGAAUAAGGUGAAAAAAUAUGAAAUGAUUAAAAAAAAUCUUUGUAUCUAUUGAGCAUUUAUUUUAAUAUUGUUUCAGAUUAAAAUCUGCUUUGUAUUAUAUGUAUAAUAUUGUAAUUUAGUGAUUAAUGGGGCAAAAGCAAAUGAUCAGUACUACUCUAGUGGAAGUUUUGUCAUCAUUAAAGGAAAUAGUGAUAUUUCUAAAGCAGAAAAAUAUACAUAUUAAUAAUAUUAAAAAAUCUUGAAUAUGCAGGUUUCUGUUAUUUUUUUUUCUCUUGUACAAAAUUCAUCCAGAUGUAUUUUGAUAUAGGCGAUAUAUGUAUCAAAAGGCUCAAAUCCUUGAGCCAAUAUGCUUAAUGUUACAAUUUACAAAAAGCAGUGUUGUGUGACAUCGGGUAGCUGAUCUUUGAAAUGAUAACAUAUGAAGCUCAGGAAGUCUGGCAGACUUUAAAAAAAAUAAAUAAAUAAAAGUCUCAAGAUACGAGUUCACAUUUUGCUUAACAGCAGCAAUGUUAUUCUGCAUAAUAAUACUAAGACACACACACUAGGAACAAAUACAGUAGAUUUGAAACUGAUCAGUAGGACCUUAUGUGACCCUAUUUACUGCUUUAAUGUACCUUAUUUUGUGACUACAAGCCUUUGUUAACACAGCUUACAGUGAAUUGACACUAACUGGGAAAGGUGAGGAUGCUACAAUGGUCAUAUUUUGUGAUUUAACAUUUUACAGUUCACAUUUUGUUCUUCAUUAAAAAAAUCCAUAUUUGGACUUCGUG
This is a messenger RNA of Electrophorus electricus (electric eel), 3466 nucleotides long. RefSeq names its product WD repeat domain 20a (gene wdr20a). The record is from RefSeq and is a predicted model, not a curated record. Lineage: Eukaryota; Metazoa; Chordata; Actinopteri; Gymnotiformes; Gymnotidae. Gene Ontology annotation, molecular function: protein binding.